GCCCGCCGCCGCAGCCAUGGCCGACACCGCCGCGCCGCCGCCGCCGCUGCCCGCCGCCCCGGGGCUCCCGGCUGCCCCCGGCAGCAACCCGCUGUCCCGCAAGCUCAACAAGAUCCUGGAGACUCGCCUGGACAACGACAAGGAAAUGCUGGAAGCACUCAAGGCUCUCUCGACCUUCUUUGUUGAAAACAGCUUGCGCACCCGAAGAAACUUGCGUGGAGACAUUGAACGACGAAGUUUAGCCAUAAAUGAAGAAUUUGUCCACAUAUUCAAGCAAGUUAAAGAGGAGCUGGAGAGUAUAAACGAAGAUGUGCAAGCGAUGAGCAGCUGCUGUGAAGAUAUGUCCAGUCGUUUGAAGGCAGCAAAGGAGCAAACCCAGGACUUGAUAGUAAAAACCACAAAACUCCAGGCAGAAAAUCAGAGACUAGAAAUGAAAGCACAAGUUGCAGACGCAUUCAUAGCAAAAUUCCAACUGACACCAGAUGAAAUGAACCUCCUUCGAGGCAUGAAAGAUGAGCCAAUUACUGAGGAUUUUUUCAAGGCUUUGGGAAGAGUAAAGCAAAUCCAUGAUGACGUCAAGAUUCUCCUCCGGACAAACCAGCAAAGGGCAGGCUUGGAAAUUAUGGAACAGAUGGCUUUACUGCAAGAGACAUCUUAUGAGCGACUUUACAGAUGGACUCAAAAUGAAUGCAGGACUUUGACACAAGAAUCAUGUGACAUUUCUCCAGUUCUUGCUCAAGCCAUGGAAGCCUUACAAGACAGACCUGUCCUCUAUAAGUACACCUUGGACGAGUUUGGAACAGCUAGAAGGAGUGCAGUAGUCCGUGGCUUUAUAGAUGCUCUUACUAGAGGAGGUGUGGGAGGUACUCCCCGCCCUAUUGAAAUGCACUCCCACGACCCUCUGAGGUAUGUAGGAGACAUGCUGGCCUGGUUGCAUCAAGCUACAGCUUCUGAAAAGGAACACCUAGAAGCCAUGUUAAAGCUUGUAACUAUUCAAGGUGUGGAAGAAAAUAUUCAAGAAGUAGUUGGGCACAUCACAGAAGGUGUCUGCAGGCCUCUGAAGGUUAGAAUUGAGCAGGUGAUUGUAGCUGAGCCAGGAGCAGUUUUACUGUACAAGAUAUCUAAUCUUCUGAAGUUCUACCACCAUACAAUCAGUGGGAUUGUAGGAAACAGUGCAGCCACACUGUUGACAACGAUUGAAGAAAUGCAUUUAUUGAGCAAGAAGAUAUUCUUUAAUAGCCUGAGUCUUCAUGCAAGCAAACUAAUGGACAAGGUUGAACUCCCACCUCCUGAUCUUGGCCCAAGCUCUGCACUAAAUCAGACACUGAACUUGCUGCGGGAGGUUCUGGCAUCUCACGACUCAUCUGUUGUUCCCCUGGAUGCCCGUCAGGCUGACUUUGUGCAGGUUCUGUCUUGUGUGCUAGAUCCAUUGUUACAGAUGUGUACUAUGUCUGCUAGUAAUUUGGGCACAGCUGAUAUGGCAACCUUCAUGGUAAAUUCGCUUUAUAUGAUGAAGACUACUUUGGCUCUCUUUGAAUUCACUGACAAACGUUUAGAAAUGCUACAGUUUCAGAUUGAAGCUCAUCUAGAUACACUCAUAAAUGAGCAAGCUUCUUACGUGUUGACAAGAGCUGGUCUAAGUUACAUAUAUAACUCUGUGCAGCAGCACAAACCAGAACAGGGUCCUCUUUCACAUUUGCCAAGUAUGGAUUCUGUGUCCCUGAAGGUUGCAAUGGCUCAGUUUGAUCGCUACCUCUCUGCUCCAGAUAGUCUGUUAAUGUCCCAGCUGAACUUUCUUCUGAGUGCCACUGUGAAAGAGCAGAUAAUAAAGCAGUCGACAGAACUGAUCUGCAGAGCUUACAGUGAGUUAUAUGCAGCUGUGAUGGAUCCUUCAAAUGAAUAUAAGGAUCCAGAAACCACACUACACCGAUCUCCUCAUCAAGUUCAGGCACUCCUUUCAUAGUCUUGCUUCCCCCAGAUUGAUCAGAACGUGUAAUUCUGUAUUUGUUAAAUACUUGCACUGAGUUAUUUUUUUUGUUUUGAAUUUUGAUGUGUAACUGUAUAGUUAAAGUAUGUAGGAAUGCGGUUUUGUUCAAUCUGCUUGGCACAAGUCUAGUCUUUCCUGUGUGUUUGAAUACCUUCUAUGGGCCAGAAAAUAGAAUAUAGAUUAAAAAUUAUUUUAAUGUAUUCCUCUAAUGGAAAGGGACCUUGACAACAUGCAGUCUCUUUGAAAAAGGGAGUAAAGGAGAAAGAAGGCUUUUCCUUGCUGUACAUAAUCCUUUCAACUAGAGACUGAACCAGUGUCUCUCACAACCUCACCAAUAUUUUUAUUUUUUCCCUGUUUGUUCACUCUUUUUCUCCGCCUACCAUCUACUGAAGGCUGAUAACUGUAAUUUUAAUACGACUGAUAUAUUUUGAAUGUCUCGAGUCCAUAAUGCUUACAGUUCAUAAAUCAUUUCAGAAUAUUUGAUGCUGUUUUUCAAAUCCUGUUGAUUGACUGUUUGGGGCAAAAUUUCUCUCCUAUUUUGGAAUCCAUUAUUGUUGUUACUAGUUCUGGUAUUUUCUGUAAAAAAAAAAAAAAAAAAAUACUUGAACUAUGUGCAGGUAUAUAACCUGGAACUUAAUGCUUUAAAUUAUUUGUAUAAUUUUGUUCUCUAGGAAGGGUUUUGUUUUAGUGCAGUUGUUCUGUAGGAAUUUUUGUAUCAGUUGAAACUUGCAGAUCUCUUAAGGCUGGGACCAGUGACAACGUAGGUUUGGAAAAUGGUUUGCACAGCGGUGUGGCCAUUCCUCCUUCACAUGUACGUGGGUUUUGGUUUGCCUGUUUUUUGGAGUACAGAAAAAGUCCAUCUGCUCUAGGACAGGACUUUAUUCAGUUAAUGAUCCACCAAGAGAUUUUCAGGGUUUGUAUGGGUGCAGUCGUGCCCUGAAAGCUACAGUUCACCGGUGGCAGCCGCGGGUUGUGCUGGGGGUUAUGUAGGAGAGCUGGGGGGUAGCUGUUCGCAGCUGGUGUGUGGGAAGCCUGGAGCAAACGUUUCAUUUCUUUCCUCCUUCAGCGCAAAGCUGACCCUGCUCUGUACAGAAACCCUAAUUCUGUAGGGAGUUACGAUUUGGGGGACCUUUGCUUCCAGUAAGAGGAAGACAGAUAAGUAGGACACUUGUUCUCUGUUGGGCCUUAUGAUAAUUUUCUGCAAGUUCUUUAGACAUAUUCUUCUUUUAGGAAAGCCUUGUUAUAGAGAAACCUUCAGGAAACUAAAAGUUAGUAAAAGGAAUUUGGGGUAUUUUGGGGUUAGGGCUUUUGUUUGCCUUUUUUUUUUUUUUUUUUUUAAGGAUAAUGUAAGCUGUUUUGUUGGAAGCAUUUAGCUUUUUUUUUUUUUUUUUUUUCCCCUCUGUUGUUGUAUGGGGGCCACAGAGUUAUUACAGUUGCCCGAGUUUACACUCAUAUUAGAUAUGUCUUAUUUAUAUACAUCAAGGGGGAGAUAAGUAGUCAUUCACAUUGAAUAACUUACAUAUUUUAUUUUUAUCAGUAAUAAUAUUCCCCAUAUGAAAUGCGUAUUUAGCGGCAGCCGAGUCUGCAGUUUAGUGUAUGCUUGCCGAAGAGCAACAGCAAGACAUUUUAGUCUCUUGGAAAACUCGCUGCAGAAGAUCUAUCCAGUGCACUCAGAAAUCAGCUUCCUUGGUAAUACCACAGUAAAGCAAUAGCUCCUUUUCCAAAUAGGCAUAAUUUGUUGGUAUAAUAGAAAAAGAUUUGAAAGUGUAAGUGUCCCUGGGGUUCUUGGAUCAGGCGUAAAUUCUUCUGUAAAUGUGAAUGUUAGGUUUAUUUUAUUUAAAAACCCUAGACCAGUAAGACAAAAAGUUCUGGAGGCUUGGCAGAGUUCUAAUGGAAAAUACGCUCUCUUAUUAGGUGAGGCACUUUGAAUGACUCAGAUUUUGCAGUACCAUAGCAUAUAUUCAGAAGGCUGCUCAUUGUUGUUUAAUAAUGUUAAUGUUGCUCAAUAUGCCUGUAAUUAUUAUCUAAUAUGUGAAAAUUACAUCAGUUGUGAAAGGAUUAUAAAUUAGCUUGUUAUUAGAUUAACAUACUCAUAAGAGUGAACUUUUUCCUGAAAUUACACUCAACCUCAGUCUCCAGUAACCAGUCAGUAGUUUGCAUGAGGAUUAGUAAGAAGUUGCUUCCCGUCCUUGAGUCCACGGGGAGACUUCGCCGUGGAUUCAUCUGCUCUUAAAAAUGCAAAAGCUGUCGAAGCUGUAACUUCCAAAACCCAAAGUCAAUCUCCAAUUCGGGUUUGUUCGAUUAAAGUAAAUGAGAAAGGGUCGCAAAUGAGAGCGGACAUCAAUAAAAGCGUUUGAUUUCCCGC
This is a messenger RNA of Tyto alba (common barn owl), 4352 nucleotides long. It is a transcript of the gene COG6, whose product is annotated as component of oligomeric golgi complex 6. The record is from RefSeq and is a predicted model, not a curated record. The transcript has 19 exons. Bases 17 to 1963 code for a protein of 648 amino acids. Gene Ontology annotation, cellular component: COG complex. Gene Ontology annotation, biological process: intra-Golgi vesicle-mediated transport. Lineage: Eukaryota; Metazoa; Chordata; Aves; Strigiformes; Tytonidae.